Hepatospora eriocheir is the source of this 756-nucleotide messenger RNA. The record is from the annotation of a GenBank genome assembly. Lineage: Eukaryota; Fungi; Microsporidia; Hepatosporidae.
AUGAACAGUUUCACGUUGAAUCUAAUAUUAAGGAUGUUCUACAUGUGUAAGAUUGAUACAAGGAGUCUUUUUUCUAUCAGAUAUGUAUCUGCUGGAUUAAAUAAUCCAAUUAAUAAUUUUACUGAAGAAAAAGAUUCUAUGGUUAAUUUCCAAGAAAGUUUUAUUAAAGAAAUCAAAUGUGCAGUCCAAGAAUAUGAAGAUUCUAUUGUACAACAAAUUGAAAGAAUUAUUAGGAAAUUAGAAAAAGAGUCUAUGUCGACACUGGAGGAAAAUAAACUUAUUAAUAUUGUGAAGAGUGUUGGGUCAUUAGAUGAGAAAAUAUUUAAGUUAGUUAUGUUUACAAGUCCUGUCUACAAUCAUAUUCUUGUUGAGUUUCUCAAUGAAAAUGACAUUAUGAAAAUAGUUAUAUACUCAAUAUUAUUGGGUAAGUCGGUUACGAGAUUAAUAAGUGUUCUUACUGGGAAAUUGUCCUAUUAUGAUUAUUGUAAUGAAAAAUUCUGUUUUAUACAAUCAAUAAUUAAGUUUAUUAUAAGUCAAGUAUCAGAAGAGACCAAUAGAAAGUUUAAAAUAUUUAAAAAUAAAAACAGUCAAAUCAAAAAGUUUAAAUACAAAGAUACUUUAAUCAUUAGUACUUUUAUUAAAGUAAAGAAAGUUAAAAAUCAUAAUCUUAAAGGAUAUCUUUAUGAAUUAAGAAAAGCGUUUUAUGAAAUUAAUAAACUAAUAAAUUCCUAUGAUGAUAGUAAAAUAGAAUAUUAA